AUGCCACUGCACGUUGUCUCGCAUCCGAUUCUAUCACACAAGCUGACCCAACUGAGGGACGCGAAGACGACUUCGGCCGACUUUCGUCGGUUGGUGUCGGAGCUAUCGACCAUGAUGGCGAUCGAGGCGUCGAGGGACUUGGAGACGCGCGUCGUACCUAAUGUGAGCCCAGAGAGGACUUUAGAUUUGUGAACAAUGGCUUGCCACGUCUUCUGAUGCUGAUGGGUCCCUACGUUGUGUCGUGCAUUGACCGUGGUAGCUGUCAUCACCUGUCGCUCGGUUCGAAGGCCGUGAGAUUGCCGCCAAGAUUGGGAUCUCGCCCAUCCUGAGGGCCGGGAUAGGCAUGACUGAUGGUACGCGCAUGCAUGAGCCACUGGAUCUCAUCCAUGAAAUCAGACACUGCAAUCGCCUCUGAGACCUGAGAGCUAACCUCUCGGACCUCCUCCUGCCUUUUUCCCGCGCCCGCCCCCGAACACCCCCCGAACAUCAAACGUGCCUCCCUGCCACCCCACAUGCCACACCACCCCGGCCCCCACACUCACGCCACCGGCCUCGGUUCAACUCCCAAACGUUCGGCUUCCCAGCACUCCUCUCCCUCUUCCCAACGGCGCAGGUCUUCUACCUUGGCUUAUUCCGCGAGAAAAUAUCUCUACAACCCAUCGAAUACUACCAGAAACUGCCCCCUCAACCCACGAUUGACCGGCUCUUCAUCCUCGAUCCUCUCAUCGCGACGGGAGGGACAGCGAUCGCGGCGGUGGAGAUGCUCUUGGAGUGGGGGAUGAAGGUCGAGGACCUCAAGUUGAUCGGGUUGGUCGCGAGUCAGGUGGGGGCUGAUAACGUCCUGAAGGCUUUUCCGGGGUUGAACUUGUGGGUUGGCCAGGUCGAUCAGGAGGUGAGUCCAAAGUCCAAACAGCAGCCGAACUCACGAAUCAGAGCAGGCUUGGGCUCAUUCUUCGACUCCUGGCUUUCGCCGAUCGGCCCUCCUGAACUCUUCUUCUUUUGAUUUUUUCGGCAGUUGACUGUGGACGGCAUGAUUCUCCCCGGUUUGGGCGACAGUGGUGACCGGCUUUUCAACACUGUGAGUCUACAAAAACGAAAAUGUACAAAGUGCUUUGAUCGACCGACCUAGCUGAUGAUGCUCACUUCUACGCGUUACGCUCUGUUGGCAGCUGAAUCAUUGA
Molecule: messenger RNA, 1181 nt
Organism: Microbotryum saponariae
Lineage: Eukaryota; Fungi; Basidiomycota; Microbotryomycetes; Microbotryales; Microbotryaceae
Source: the annotation of a GenBank genome assembly